AUGAAAAUGCUCCUGGUCCGCAAGUUCCGGGUGCUGAUCCUGAUGGUGUUCCUCGUCGCCUGCACCAUGCACAUCAUGAUCGACCUGCUGCCGCGCCUGGAGCGCCGGGGCCCCGAGGGCCGCCCGGGCUGCUCCUGCCCGCCGCCCGCCGCCGCGCCGCCCCGCGCCGCCGCUCCGCGCUGGCCCAGCAAGCACACGCUGCGGAUCCUGCAGGACUUCAGCGCCGAGCCGGCCUCCAACCUCUCGUCGCAGUCGCGGGAGGCGGCGGAGCGGGCGGCGGAGCGGGCGGCGGGCGGCGGGGGCGCGGCGGAGCGGGCGGCGGGGAGGGCGCGGCGCUUGAUCGGCCCCGGGGCGCCGCGCCCGCCGCCCCCCGCCGGCAACGCCGCCCCGCUGGCCGCGCUCUUCCAGCACCCGCUGUACCGCGCCGCCCUGCCCCCGCUGGCCGACGGGGACCUCCUCUUCAAUGUCAACAGCGACAUCAGGUUCAACCCGCGGGCGGCCGAGCAGCUCGAGUGGCAAAAUGAAGAUCAUCAUGAAGAAUUUUUGCCAACUGGAGAAACCUCCAUAGACUCCUACCCAAACUGGUUAAAAUUCCACAUUGGCAUUAAUCGGUAUGAGUUGUAUUCCAGACAUAAUCCUGCAAUUGAGGCUUUACUACAAGACCUUGUCUCCCAAAAGAUAACCAGUGUUGCAAUGAAAUCAGGAGGCACCCAGCUGAAGCUGAUCAUGACAUUCCAGAACUAUGGACAAGCAUUGUUUAAACCAAUGAAGCAAACCAGAGAACAAGAAACCCCGCCUGACUUUUUUUACUUCUCGGACUAUGAGAGACAUAAUGCAGAAAUAGCAGCAUUUCAUCUGGACAGGAUCCUGGAUUUCCGGCGCGUGCCCCCCGUUGCAGGUAGACUGGUUAACAUGACGAGAGAGAUACGAGAUGUUACUCGUGACAAGAAGCUGUGGAGAACAUUUUUCAUCUCACCAGCCAACAACAUCUGCUUCUAUGGGGAAUGCUCCUACUACUGCUCAACAGAGCACGCCCUGUGUGGGAAACCAGAUCAGAUCGAAGGGUCUCUGGCUGCUUUCCUGCCUGAUUUGUCUUUAGCAAAAAGGAAAACCUGGAGAAACCCUUGGAGGCGUUCCUACCACAAGCGCAAGAAAGCAGAAUGGGAAGUUGAUCCAGAUUAUUGUGAAGAGGUUAAACAAACACCCCCAUACGACAGUGGGACCAGAAUUCUGGAUAUAAUGGAUAUGACAGUUUUUGAUUUCCUAAUGGGUAACAUGGAUCGACAUCACUACGAAACCUUUGAGAAGUUUGGAAAUGAAACUUUUAUUAUCCACUUGGAUAAUGGAAGAGGGUUUGGAAAAUAUUCCCAUGAUGAACUUUCCAUAUUGGUGCCUUUAAACCAGUGCUGCAGAAUCAGGAAGUCUACCUAUCUGCGAUUACAGCUGUUAGCCAAGGAGGAAUACAAACUCAGUCUCCUGAUGAAAGAAUCUUUGCUAAAAGAUAAAAUAGCUCCAAUCCUCUACCAGCCUCACUUGGAGGCGAUGGACAGGCGGCUGCGGAUUGUCCUCAAGGCUGUCAGUGACUGCAUAGAGAAGGAUGGUUAUGACAAUGUGGUUGAAAAUGACUUUAACACGGAUGUUAACACUGUUACCACCGAGAGGUAGUGAAAUGGCAAGACUACAUUUUUACCAGCCGAGUCAAGAAGAUUCAAAGAAGAAAAGGAAACAAAAAAACAACAAAAAAGUCUUGCAAAAGACUGUGUAUGCCACUUUGUGAAUUCAGUGAAUUCAGAAAUGAGAUAUAAUUGUUCCCAGAGUAAGUAAAGUGUAGACUCUGCAAAGGAUUAGUUCAUUAAGAAAAAUAAGUCUAAUGUGUUGCUUUUCAUUAGUUCCUGAAGAGAGAUUCUGAAAAGAUUCAGAAAAUACUCAAUCACUGACAGACAACAGUCUGAUAGCAAAACACCUCCUGUCCUUUUUGUAUAGAAAGGAGGCCUUUACUUAAUAUUUUGUAUUUAUAUAUGGUAUAUCUAUGAAACCCCAGACCUACUUUCCAAAUUUAACUAAGAGGAACAGCAUAGUUUUGUGACUCACACUUUAUUUGUGGUGACAGUCCACUUAGUAUUUUGUGUUAACCCUUUAAGUGCUCUAAUCCACUGUAUCUUAUUUAAAUUGAAUGCUUAUUUUCCCCCCAGCUACUCAGCAUUUAAAGGGUUAAGGCAUUAUGAACUUUUAAAGGCAAAAAAUAAUAAUAAUUAUAAUAAUAAUGAUAAUAAAUACAGGGGUUACCAGAAGGGAAUUUCACUAAUUGUGCUUUGACAGGAAUACUUGAAUGUUGGUUUUACAAAGUGAUGUAAAAUGACAAGUUGUACUAUUUGUCCAUAAGGAGGUGGCAGCUCUUAUCUUUCUAGACUAUCAUAGCUGAGCUGCUACUUUUCAAUUUUGCUUUUGAUAGUUUUGUGUAAAUAUAUACAUAUAUGGGUAAAAAGCUGCUUUCAGCAGCUCUAGGCUUACUUUUGCAGCAUUUUUGUGGAAUUGUUUGCAACGUGGUAAAAGUGCAAUAAAGAUAUGCAAAAUGUGUA
Molecule: messenger RNA, 2579 nt
Organism: Pseudopodoces humilis (Tibetan ground-tit)
Lineage: Eukaryota; Metazoa; Chordata; Aves; Passeriformes; Paridae
Gene: FAM20C
Product: FAM20C golgi associated secretory pathway kinase
Biological process (GO): protein phosphorylation; enamel mineralization
Cellular component (GO): Golgi apparatus
Molecular function (GO): protein serine/threonine kinase activity
Source: RefSeq, a predicted model, not a curated record